Molecule: messenger RNA, 1163 nt
Organism: Tigriopus californicus
Lineage: Eukaryota; Metazoa; Arthropoda; Copepoda; Harpacticoida; Harpacticidae
Product: epoxide hydrolase 1-like
Exons: 4
Coding region: 65-1078 (337 amino acids)
Molecular function (GO): hydrolase activity
Source: RefSeq, a predicted model, not a curated record
AUACGUCCAGGUCGAUCACUCCGCUAUCGGUUGCAAACGUGGAAUCACUGACAAAGAUCUCACCAUGUUUGUAGUCAUUUUAAAUCAAUUAGGUGGACUUCUAGUUUCCGUAUUUCCCCUAUUCAUAGUGUUAUUCAUGGUCCUUCGACACGGUCGGAAAAGGGUGUUCGAAGUGAAAGAGAGACUCCUACCUCCCGCGAUUUUGACUGAUCCCAAAUGGGGAGAACACGGCUACUUGCAACUACCGGGACUCAAACUACAUUAUGUUGAAAAAGGAGACCACAAAAAGCCGUUGAUGUUGAUGCUUCACGGAUUUCCAGAGUUUUGGUUCUCAUGGAGGCAUCAGCUUUUGCAUUUUUCCAAAGACUAUUGGUGUGUGGCUAUCGAUAAUCGAGGUUAUGGUGAUACAGAGAAACCAACGGGCAUAGACCAGUACCAUUUGGACAAACUAGCCGCUGAUGUGAAACAUGUUAUUGAAGCCUUAGGUCAAAAGAAAUGCAUUCUUCUUGGACAUGACUGGGGUGGUGCCAUUGGAUAUUACUUCGCUGGCAAAUACCCCGAAAUGGUUGAUCAGUACGUUGUCGUCAACCUACCUCAUCCGUUAUCUUUGGCCCGCCAACUCACCAAAGGGUGGGAUCAAAGGCUCAAGUCAUGGUAUAUGCUCUUCUUUCAAUGCCCUAUUAUCCCUGAACGUUUGAUGCGUCUGGGUGACAUGAACUCAUUUGACCUGAUGAUGAAAGGCAUUCAAAUCGAGAAUCGCGACCAGCUUUGCGAAGCUUACAAAUACACCUUCAGGGACCCUAAUGCGUUCCAAGGACCGAUCAAUUACUACAGAGCUGCAAGUCAGUUGAGUGUGACUCACAAGCCGAAACUGAACGAUGUGCCAGUGUUUUCGGUGUACGGAAAUCAAGAUGCUUACCUUAGCAUCUCGGCUUUCAAGGGAAGUCGAGAUUUUGUUCAAGACUUUCAAGAAUGCCCCAUUGAAGGCGUGUCUCAUUGGGCCAUGAUAGAGGCUCCGCAGCAAGUCAACUCUGCUAUUGAAAGUUAUUUGAAUAACAAGAGAGGCAAAAAUAUAUAAUUGUCACAUGGGUGAAAAGAAAAGCAUGUCCAGAUUGUUAUUCAGCAUUGACGCAAAUAUACUGCACUGGAGCGUUGGCAAUGGA